AUGUCGCAUUUCCUGGUGGCUGGUGAUCCCGAGACCUGGUCUCUGCCAUCGGAGAGUGUCGUGCAGGUGGAUCUGCGUCCCGGGGAUCCAGAGCCCCGGCGACCCGAAACGCGGAGGUCCGGCAGCUUGAGCGAUGAAGGCCUCCGUGGAAUGGGUAGCCAUUGGGCUAGCAACUCAACGGAGGCAGAUUUUGAGUUGAGCUUCAAGACUUCCAGGACACUGCUCCCAAGCAUUGCACAGGGUAAUCCAGAGCUGAAGGAAAAGGGCAUUCUCGGCCUGGCUGGGUUUCUGGACAAGGUGAUCAGCAUGGUUGGCUUUGGAAUGCUCUUUCUUGCGGCUAUUCCGGUUGGAUGUUACUCUGCCUUGGGGACCUUGAGAGACAUUCGGGACCUGGAGCCGCAAUUGAAGCAGUUCGAUGUUGAGCGCUCUGAGUGCUUUUGCUGUUCCAACGAUCAUAGGCAUCCAGACACUGGCCAGAAAUUGCGUUGUGACCGACGCUUGGUCUUCCACACCUUGAAAGGGUGGUAUGGGGAAGCUGGGGACAGCGCUGAUGAGCAUCUCAAACGCUUUAACUCGACCGUGCAAACCAGCCUACGCGACAAAGUUUUGGAAGGCGCGGAUUCGGUGAUCUUUCCGAUCCGCGUCGUAGCGUGUAUGACUGUUGCUGCUUGUGCACCGUGGUUUUGCGAUUCAUUGGCUUGGGCAAAGGCAUUUUGUCUUUUUCAGGAAGAGCUGGGCCCGUUCUCUGCUGCAUGGAGGUGUUUGGCUGUGGUGACACGUGAGUGGUCCAGGUUCUUUGCAGUCUUCCUUUUCCCCUAUGCUCUGGUGAAGCUGUGCAAGCUUGGCUUACCUCUUAUGGCGAAGAUGUCGCAACUAAAAGCAUCCCUCUUGGUCUCUUGU
Symbiodinium necroappetens is the source of this 900-nucleotide messenger RNA. Lineage: Eukaryota; Dinophyceae; Suessiales; Symbiodiniaceae. The record is from the annotation of a GenBank genome assembly.